CGUUGAGUCCUAGACGGCGACGCCGCGAGAAGUCGGACAGCGCGGCAGUUGCUGUUCAAAGCGGAGCUGUCUGGGGGUUGUCGCCACAGUUGUUGCCGCGAUGAGUCGCAGCUACAAUGAUGAGCUGCAGUUCUUGGACAAGAUCAAUAAGAACUGCUGGAGGAUCAAGAAGGGCUUCGUGCCCAACAUGCAGGUUGAAGGAGUUUUCUAUGUGAACGAUGCUCUGGAGAAGUUAAUGUUUGAGGAAUUAAGGAAUGCCUGUCGAGGUGGUGGUGUUGGUGGCUUCCUGCCAGCCAUGAAACAGAUUGGCAACGUGGCAGCCCUGCCUGGAAUUGUUCAUCGAUCUAUUGGGCUUCCUGAUGUCCAUUCAGGCUAUGGGUUUGCUAUUGGGAAUAUGGCAGCCUUUGACAUGAACGACCCCGAAGCAGUGGUGUCCCCAGGUGGUGUUGGAUUUGACAUUAACUGUGGUGUCCGCCUGCUGAGAACCAAUUUGGAUGAAAGUGAUGUCCAGCCUGUGAAAGAGCAACUGGCCCAAGCCAUGUUUGACCACAUUCCCGUGGGAGUGGGGUCCAAAGGUGUCAUCCCCAUGAAUGCCAAAGACUUGGAGGAGGCCCUGGAGAUGGGUGUGGACUGGUCCCUGAGAGAAGGCUAUGCCUGGGCAGAAGACAAGGAGCACUGUGAGGAGUAUGGGAGGAUGCUGCAAGCUGACCCCAAUAAAGUCUCGGCAAGGGCCAAAAAAAGAGGCCUUCCUCAGUUGGGGACUCUGGGAGCAGGUAACCACUACGCUGAAAUCCAGGUUGUGGAUGAGAUUUUCAAUGAAUAUGCUGCAAAGAAAAUGGGCAUCGACCAUAAGGGACAAGUGUGUGUGAUGAUCCACAGCGGGAGCAGAGGCUUGGGCCACCAGGUAGCCACAGAUGCACUGGUAGCUAUGGAAAAAGCCAUGAAGAGGGACAAGAUUAUAGUCAACGACCGCCAGUUGGCUUGUGCUCGCAUUGCUUCCGUAGAGGGUCAGGACUACCUGAAGGGAAUGGCAGCAGCUGGGAACUAUGCUUGGGUCAACCGCUCCUCCAUGACCUUCUUAACCCGUCAGGCUUUUGCCAAAGUCUUCAACACCACCCCUGACGACUUGGACCUGCACGUGAUCUAUGACGUUUCUCACAAUAUUGCCAAAGUGGAGCAGCACGUGGUGGAUGGGAAGGAGCGCACGCUGUUGGUGCACAGGAAGGGGUCCACCCGUGCCUUCCCACCUCACCAUCCCCUCAUUGCUGUGGACUACCAGCUCACCGGACAGCCAGUGCUCAUUGGCGGCACCAUGGGAACCUGCAGUUACGUUCUUACCGGCACUGAACAGGGUAUGACCGAGACCUUUGGAACAACCUGCCACGGUGCGGGCCGUGCUUUAUCCCGUGCAAAAUCUCGACGUAAUUUAGAUUUCCAGGAUGUCUUGGACAAAUUGGCAGAUAUGGGAAUUGCAAUCCGUGUUGCCUCACCAAAACUGGUUAUGGAAGAGGCUCCUGAGUCCUAUAAGAAUGUGACGGAUGUCGUGAAUACCUGCCAUGAUGCUGGAAUCAGCAAGAAAGCCAUUAAACUGAGACCAAUUGCUGUUAUAAAAGGGUAGGACCUUAGCCACUUGGGCGCCGAUCACCACUAAGCUCCCUGCAGUGGAAGUGGACUGAAACACUCUUCAGACAUCAGACUUGGAGCUGACAGGUUCCAGAGAGCGCAGCUGCCACCGUGCCUGGUGACUGGCAGGGAGGCUGCUGCUUUCAGGAGCCAGCAUAGUACAAUACGGUCUCCCGGGAGAAGUUAUAUUGCCCCCUUUGGGAUGGGAUGAAUAUGCUUCCUCCUCAUUUGUCCCACAGGUUUUUAGGGAAAUCUUUUAAGGAGUAGGGAGAGGUCAAGAAAUUGCCUUAGUCAUAUAAUUCUUUGAUCAUCAGAAUGGACUUCUUUAUUCAAGCUGUGUUUAUAUACCAGCGAGUGUCGUGAAGAACAUUCUAUUAAAUUAAGGUUUUGGAAUGUU
Messenger RNA from Tupaia belangeri chinensis (Chinese tree shrew), 2020 nucleotides. RefSeq names its product RNA 2',3'-cyclic phosphate and 5'-OH ligase (gene RTCB). The record is from RefSeq and is a predicted model, not a curated record. Gene Ontology annotation, biological process: tRNA splicing, via endonucleolytic cleavage and ligation. Bases 101 to 1618 code for a protein of 505 amino acids. The transcript has 12 exons. Gene Ontology annotation, cellular component: tRNA-splicing ligase complex; nucleus. Gene Ontology annotation, molecular function: RNA ligase (GTP) activity; RNA ligase (ATP) activity. NCBI's taxonomy places the organism in Eukaryota, Metazoa, Chordata, Mammalia, Scandentia, Tupaiidae.